This is a messenger RNA of Calidris pugnax (ruff), 4925 nucleotides long. It is a transcript of the gene TMEM63B, whose product is annotated as transmembrane protein 63B. The transcript has 24 exons. The record is from RefSeq and is a predicted model, not a curated record. Gene Ontology annotation, cellular component: plasma membrane. Gene Ontology annotation, molecular function: nucleic acid binding; calcium-activated cation channel activity. The coding region runs from base 175 to 2664 and encodes 829 amino acids. NCBI's taxonomy places the organism in Eukaryota, Metazoa, Chordata, Aves, Charadriiformes, Scolopacidae.
AGCCCAGCCGAAGCGAGCCGAGACCAGCUGGGCGGUCGCCGCUGUCUCUCCCUUGCCGCUGCCCGGUACCGCAGCCCCCGGCCCGGCCCGGCCCGGCCCGGCGGAGCGGCAGCCCCGGGGAAGAGGGGGAGCCAGUCCGCGCCUGACUCGGGGGAAAACGAUGAAGCUGUAGAGAUGCUUCCCUACGUGAUCGCCACCCUGGGCUCAGCAGGGACUACCUGCAAAGCCUCCACAUGCAACAACAGCACCAAGGACUACUGCUACAGUGCUCGCAUCCGCAGCACUGUGCUGCAGGGGCUGCCCUUCGGUGGGGUGCCCACUGUCCUAGCCCUCGAUUUUAUGUGCUUUCUCGCACUGUUGUUUGUCUUUUCAAUUUUGCGUAAAGUUGCUUGGGACUAUGGACGCCUGGCCCUGGUGACUGAUGCUGACAGGCGUCGACACUGGCAGACGGAGCGAGAGGAGCGGGAAUACGUAGCCUCCGCCCUGCACUCCGACAACCAUGAUCGCUACGAGCGCCUCACCUCCGUCUCCAGCUCGGUGGACUUCGACCAGAGGGACAACGGUUUCUGCUCCUGGCUGACAGCCAUCUUCAGGAUAAAGGAUGACGAGAUCCGGGACAAGUGUGGGGGUGAUGCGGUGCACUACCUGUCCUUCCAGAGGCACAUCAUCGGGCUGCUGGUGGCUGUGGGUGUGCUCUCCGUGGGCAUUGUGUUACCUGUCAACUUCUCAGGGGACCUGCUAGAAAACAACGCCUACAGCUUUGGGAGGACAACUAUUGCUAACCUGAAUUCUGGGAAUAACCUGCUGUGGCUGCACACAUCUUUUGCCUUCCUGUACCUGCUGCUGACAGUGUACAGCAUGCGCCGGCACACCUCCAAGAUGCGCUACAAAGAGGAUGACUUGGUUAAGCGAACUCUCUUUAUUAAUGGGAUCUCAAAAUAUGCUGAGCCAGAGAAGAUCAAGAAGCAUUUUGAGGAGGCCUACGCCAACUGCACUGUCCUGGAGGCCCGUCUCUGCUAUGAUGUGGCCCGGCUGAUGUUCCUCGAUGCGGAGAGGAAGAAAGCCGAGCGCGGGCGCAUCUACUUCACCAAUCUGCAGAGCAAGGACAACACCCCAUCCAUGAUCAACCCCAAGCCCUGUGGCCACCUGUGCUGCUGUGUCAUCAGGGGCUGCGAGGAGGUGGAGGCCAUUGAGUACUAUACCAAGCUGGAGGAAAAGCUCAAAGAUGACUACAAGCGGGAGAAGGAGAAGGUGAAUGAAAAGCCUCUGGGGAUGGCCUUUGUCACUUUCCACAAUGAGACCAUCACAGCCAUAAUCCUUAAAGAUUUCAACGCUUGUAAGUGCCAGGGCUGUGCAUGCCGUGGGGAGCCCAGGGCCUCCUCCUGCAGCGAGUCCCUCCAUGUCUCCAACUGGACUGUCAGCUAUGCCCCUGACCCACAGAACAUCUACUGGGAACACCUUUCCAUACGGGGCUUCAUCUGGUGGAUCCGCUGCCUUGUGAUCAAUGUGGUCCUCUUCAUUCUCCUCUUCUUCCUCACCACCCCUGCUAUCAUCAUCACCACUAUGGACAAGUUCAAUGUCACCAAGCCUGUGGAGUACCUCAAUAAUCCCAUCAUUACCCAGUUCUUCCCCACCCUGCUGCUGUGGUGCUUCUCUGCUCUUCUGCCCACCAUCGUGUAUUACUCUGCCUUCUUUGAAGCGCACUGGACCAGGUCUGGAGAGAACAGGACAACAAUGCACAAGUGUUACACCUUCCUCAUCUUCAUGGUCUUGCUGCUGCCAUCGCUGGGCCUGAGCAGCUUGGAUGUGUUUUUCCGCUGGUUGUUUGACAAAAAAUUCCUUGCCGAAGCCGCCGUGCGAUUUGAGUGUGUGUUCCUGCCGGACAAUGGCGCCUUCUUCGUCAACUAUGUCAUCGCCUCUGCCUUCAUCGGGAAUGCCAUGGACCUGCUGCGCAUCCCUGGCUUGCUCAUGUACAUGAUCCGCCUCUGCCUGGCCCGCUCGGCCGCCGAGCGGAGGAACGUCAAACGACACCAGGCCUAUGAGUUCCAGUUUGGGGCUGCUUACGCCUGGAUGAUGUGCGUCUUCACUGUGGUCAUGACAUACAGCAUCACCUGCCCCAUCAUUGUCCCUUUUGGGCUCAUGUACAUGCUGCUUAAGCACCUGGUGGACCGAUACAACCUGUAUUAUGCUUAUCUGCCUGCCAAGCUGGACAAGAAGAUCCAUUCAGGGGCUGUGAACCAGGUGGUGGCUGCCCCCAUCCUCUGUCUCUUCUGGCUUCUCUUCUUCUCCACCAUGCGCGCAGGGUUCCUGGCCCCCACUUCAAUGUUCACCUUUGUGGUCCUUGUGAUUACCAUUGUGAUCUGCCUGUGUCACGUCUGCUUCGGCCACUUCAAAUACCUCAGCGCUCAUAACUACAAGAUUGACCACACAGAAGUGGACUCCAUAGAAAACAGGCAGAACGGGAGACCUGCCACCAGCCUGCCGGCUCCCAAAUCCGCUAAGUACAUCGCCCAAGUGCUGCAGGACUCCUCGCCGGAGGGUGAAGCGACAGAGUCGGAGGAGCAGGGGUCGCAGGACGAGGAGCUCAUCAACACGGAUGGCAUGAACGACACGGAUUUCCAGUCGUGUGAGGACAGCCUGAUAGAGAACGAGAUCCACCAGUAGGGACCUCGGAGGGAGGGAGGGGAAGGAGGCCCAGGAGCAGGGCAGGCUGUACGCACGGAGACCUAGGGAGAGGCACCGAGGGUGCUGGCCACUGCCCUCGCUCGCCCGCCCCCCGGGGCUGCUGCCUUCAGCGAGGGCAGGGGCCCUGCCACAAGCUCUCCGUUCCCCUGCCCCUCCACCCCUGUGCCAGCCCAGCGGGCACGCUCUCUACUAGCGACCUUCUUUGAUGCAUCCCCGGGGGCUGGGGAGGAGGGGGUACUGUGACCCCUGCGGUGCUGCUCUGGACCCGCAGGGAGAAGGAAGGCUGGGUGCUCUGUGGGGAGGGGCACAAGGGGAACUUUCAGGAGCUUCUCAGCAGGCCCCUCUGUCCCCCAUCCUCCUGGCAAGAAACACACUAAUAAUUUAUUAGAUUUACAGGAAGGUGACAAACAAAAAGCUUUAGUCAGUGUAUUGGAAGUACUCUCUAGGGAGGGGGGUGGCUUUUGUUGCACCUUCUCCCCUGUGCCCUUUCACAACCCCUUGCAGCCUCCUCUUGGUGUGACACCAAGGUGUGAGGGGUGGUGACAGAGACCUCCCCAUCCCUCCUCACCAGGAAGGUGACAGCCUGGCCUUGUGGUCAGGGGUGGCAUCACCCCGGGAAGGGGUUCAGGGUUGGCGUGAGCUAGGCAGCCCCUUGCAGAGUGAGGGGUGCUGAGGGCAUUUCUUGUGGGCAGGAGGAGGUGCUGGCAGCCUCUCCCCCGGGGGCACAGGCAGGGGAUUGCAGCAUCAUUUUAAGUGGCAUUUUUUUUUUUUGCACAUUUUACUCCCCUUUCAAACAAAUCAACCUGAUCCCCAUGUGGUACCGCAGCCCCCUUUGCUGCCCUGUGUCUGCACAGCAGGGUCAGGCCUGGGGGCUGUGCUGGGGGUCUCCUGGGUGCUAGGGAGAGGGGAGAAAGGGUCCUGGACUACAAGGCCCUCAGCACCCUGCAGGGUGCCUGGUUAUGAUGGGGCCCCAUGGGCUGCCUUCCCUGAGCUGCUGCAAGGUCUUCCCCCAGCUGAGGUGGUCAGAGAGGGAGGGAGCCCUGGGAGAGGAGCCCCUGGGCACCCUCUCCAAGCAAGACCACCAUCUUCAGGAGCACAAAAGCCUCAUAGGACUGUGCUGGCUUUCUUUGCCUGCCCUAACUGGCUGAGUCACCUGUCACCCCAGUGUCACCCAGCCUGAGAGGGGGGCUGUUCCUCCCCUACCUCUGCCCUUGCCUUCUCCCUGGUGCUAGCUGUGUCCCAGGAGCUGGCAGGGGAUAUGAUUGAUGGGAGAGGUCAACUGGAGCCCCUGGCACCUGCAGGGAGGUCUGACCCUUUUAAAAGGCUCUUUGUGAGGAGGUUUCUGGUCAGGAUCAGUUGCCCUCAAUUGCUUCCCCCCUCCCCUUGUGUAAAAUGUAAGGAAAAUAAUAAAUCUCCCUGCUAUCGAGCUAUAUUUAUUUCCCUCAACCCCUGCCACCAUCCUGUUUGGUGCUCAUUGCAGACACUACCACCCUCCCUUUGCCUGUCAUCUGUGGGUGCUGCACUGGCUUUACUGGGGCCGUGCCCUCCAGGGUGUUAUGGGGCUGAGUGGAAGGGGACAGUCGUUACCUUUUUCAAUCACCCGUGCUGGCCCUGGAGCUCCAAGCACUUUAAUAGACCUGAGCAAGUGAAGCAUCAGCCCUGCCCGGCUCCUCUCCGGGAAAGGGCGGUCACAUCCCAUGGCUUUUCUCCCCCUCGCCCCCAUUAGAGGAUACAUGGAGCAGGCAGGGGGCUGCUCCGGGGAGGACGCAGCUGACUUUCCCAUACACCUCUCCAUAGGAAUCCCAGGCCCAGAGGAAAGGGGGGAUGGAGGGAAAGGGAUGUGAGUCUUCGGUGCAUGGGGAGGGCAGCCCGCCCUUGCUCCCAGGGCUUGGCUGGGGCUGGAGAACGUGCAGGUGCAGGGGGGCACGGUGAAUGUCACCCGUCCCCUCCAGGGAUGGGCUGGAGAUGGAAUGAGCGUGUGAGCUGAGAGCUCCCGCUCUGCUCCCAGGCCGGGGCAGGGAGGAUGUUGAUCCUGCUUCCCUAUUCUUGCACCCACCUACUGCCCCUGCCCCCAGCCCAGCAGGCGGGCUGGGGUCUCCAGUCUCUGUAGGUACAGCCGUGGCUCGGGGCUGCCUCUGCGGCUGUCGGGGCUCUGCCGUGGAGAGCUGUGUGUUCUGAGUGGCACUGUCUGUGUAGAGAUGUGUAUAAUACCCUGUAUAUAUUUGUGUAAAAAAAAAAAA